AUGUCGGUUACAUCCUCUAACUCCGGACUUCAAGAACUAUACAAGAAAAAAGAAACGAUAGAAUUAAAUAACUCAACGCACCCAAAGAAGAUUAAUGAAACUGACCUAGUAAUGUCUGUAAAGAAUAAUCGAGCAAAAUCUUUUGGAUACCAAGAUAGAAAACUUGCCGCCAGAAUCGAUAAAGAAACUUUGGAUUUGUUGA
This is a messenger RNA of Dentiscutata erythropus, 202 nucleotides long. The record is from the annotation of a GenBank genome assembly. Lineage: Eukaryota; Fungi; Glomeromycota; Glomeromycetes; Diversisporales; Gigasporaceae.